CGGGAGAGGUUGUCGCUCUCCCACUCGAUACACACUCUCGAUACAUCGAAGUUUUUAACAUCCAGACAAAAUGUUUAGCUGUAAAUAAUACUAGUGGUAUUGGCAUGAAAGUGGUUCAGAUGUGAUGUGUAUUUUUUUGGAUAUAAGCAAGUUCGAUGCCUGUUCUCCACGCAAAAGCGGCUAUGUGGUUGCGAAAGCAGUCAGUAUGCAGUGCCGUAAGCGGGUUAUCCCGGGGGGACGAUGCGGAACCCGGGAAUGGGGUACAAUUGUACCCUUUUGCUAUUGCUCUUAGAGUUCGAGUGUUACAGAUUGUAUGCGGUAUCUUAGGAUUAGUACUGGGAGCAGUCGGCUGGUUGGAAGAGAAACAGAAGCCAGCACUAGGUCUAGGAGUGCCAGCUGGUGCCAUCACUGUCUUGGCUGCAGCGACAUCAACAUACUUCAGCCGUGGUUUCGGCGGGUGGGUAUCAGCUCGCUCCAGGGCGACCAGAACUUGGGGCGCUCCGUGGCGGGCCCUGGGCCCCUCGCCGUGCGCCGCGGUACCCCUGACGAUGUUGUGGACGGCGGCUAUAGGGGCCCAUAUAGCGAUGCUUAUGUUUUGUAUCAGGUCGCUUAUGAAUAUUGGAUGUGGCAGCACAACAUGCAUCGGGGUUGCUAGUGCUCAGCUAACGGUCUCCGUCACGACCCUCGCCGCAGCCGUCUUCAUGUUCCAACUGGACUUGAGGUUCGAUGCCUCACUGUCACCACCUCCAAGGCAAUCAGAUACGCACAUAUGUACUGCGGUUUCUAUGGUACCUCUGACGUCAGUUGCAAUCAACAGUGGGAAUAGUGAUGCAGCCGACUCGGGGGGAAGUCCCCUGGGGAAGGAAAAGGAGCCCCCUCCCCCGGAUCCCCCUACCUGAUGUAGUGAAGCCGCUUGAGUGAAUGGACAAACGUUCUGAGGACUAUUGUAUCUACUUUAAAGUAUACUGAGUGACUUUCAUACUGUAAAAUUGUAGACUGUA
This is a messenger RNA of Helicoverpa zea (corn earworm), 1001 nucleotides long. RefSeq lists its product as uncharacterized. NCBI's taxonomy places the organism in Eukaryota, Metazoa, Arthropoda, Insecta, Lepidoptera, Noctuidae. The transcript has 6 exons. The coding region runs from base 156 to 899 and encodes 247 amino acids. The record is from RefSeq and is a predicted model, not a curated record.